CGGUCACAGCGACUUUCACCCCGCAGGAUUCUCCUAGCGGCACUAGCAUGGUUCGCUCGCGCCUCAUCAUCAUCUCUAGCCACCGGUACUAUAAUCGCACGCCCCAUCCUCUAUUGAACUAUCCCAUCUCUCACGCUCUCUGUCUGUCAUUCACCAACGCCCGUUCGCCUUCUCCAGAUCGCGGAUUUCCACGCAGCCGGGACCGUCUUGCCUGCGCCUACCUUGCAGAACUUGCAUUUCUCAUCGACAGCAAGUGGUUAAUGCUACCGGAAACGAACAUUCCCCGUCGUUUCAGUUACACUCCCUACAAGAGGACCCUCCGCUGUUUAAAAUGGCGUUAGGACUGUUCAACAAGGCCAAAACGGCCGACCGCAAUUCCUUUACCGACGAGAAGUUCCACUCCAAGGAUGCCAGCCAUGAUCCCGCAAACAUUGGCGCCGGGACUGACAGGCUCGCGGAUCCUGGUGUGAACCGCGACCCCGAGAAGGGAGUGGAUAGCGACAGCGAGGGCAGCAUAAUCGGCAAGCAGAUGGCUAUGGAAGCUGAGAACGCUAUCAAGUAUCGCACUUGCAGCUGGCAGAAGACCGCUGCUCUGCUCUUCUCAGAGUACAUCUGCUUGGCCAUCAUGUCUUUCCCGUGGUCAUACUCGAUCCUUGGUCUUGUCCCCGGAGUGAUCUUGACCGUUGUUAUCGCCGCCUUGGUCCUGUACACAUCUCUGACUACUUGGCACUUCUGUAUGCGCCACCCAGAAAUUCGCGAUGUGUGCGAUCUGGGUCAGAUGAUCUUCUGGAACAAGAAGUGGGCAUUCUACGUGACCGCGGUUAUGUUCAUUCUGAACAACACGUUCAUCAUGGGCCUGCACUGUCUUGUUGGCGCCAAGUGGUGGAACACCAUCACUGGCCAUGAACUCUGCACUAUCGGUUUCGCUGCCAUUACCGCGGUCAUCUCGUUCAUCGCCUCCCUCCCCAGGACGUUCUCUACCCUGGCCAAGAUUGCGACAUUCUCCGCUCUAUUCACCUUCAUCUCCGUCCUGUUGGCUGCCAUCUUCUCUGGCAUCGGCCAGAAGCCCACAGGCUAUCCCGGCAAAGGCGAACUUGAGGUCUACGCAGUUGCGCCGUCGGGCACUACUUUUGUUGCUGGCAUGAACGCGUUCAUGAACAUUAGCUACACGUUCAUCGGUCAGAUCACGCUCCCCAGUUUCAUUGCCGAGAUGAAGAAUCCCAAGGACUUCCCCAAGGCCCUUUGGUGUGUCACAAUCGCGGAGGUCAUCGUGUUCAGCUGUGUUGGUGGCGUUGUUUAUGCGUACACUGGUACACAGUACAUGACCGCACCCGCUUUCGGCUCGAUCGCGAACGAGGUGCACAAGAAGAUUGCGUUUACUUUCAUGGUACCGACCAUCAUCUUCUUGGGUGUUCUGUACGCCUCGGUGUCCGCGCGCUUCAUCUUCUUCCGCAUCUUCAACAACACGCGCCACAUGGGCAACCACACGCUUGUUGGCUGGGGCGCUUGGGCGGGAAUUCUUGCCAUUCUGUGGACACUCGCCUUCAUCAUCGCAGAGGUUAUUCCGUUCUUCUCGGAUCUGCUUUCGCUGAUGAGCUCGCUGUUCGACUCGUUCUUCGGAUUCAUUUUCUGGGGCGUUGCCUACUUCCGCAUGAGGAAGGAGGACCAUGGUCCCAAGUUUUGGGCAGUACGUGGAAUCAGAGGAUGGGCUGGUUUCAUCUUCAACGUGGUUCUGUGCGGUAUUGGCCUGCUGUUUUUGAGCGCGGGCACAUACGCCACUGUUCAGUCCAUCAUCGACGGCUAUGAGCAGUCGUCUUUCGGUGGUCCGUUCAGUUGUGCAAACAAUGGCCUCUAGAGAGCGGCGUAGUGAAGUGCUUCCAUUAUUUUCUCUAUUUCUGGGAUGUGAUCUUUAUCAUCUUUGAUGGAUGAACAAUGACUUGCAAUAAUUAUACACGGCGCAAACGGGCACAGGAUUGGGUACUAGGGGUCGAAAAGCGUGUGGAAUAAAAUGACCCAUGAGCGGGCAACAAGAGAUCGCAACAAACACAGUCUGCA
Messenger RNA from Didymella exigua CBS 183.55, 2055 nucleotides. RefSeq names its product putative neutral amino acid permease. The transcript is spliced from 3 exons. Gene Ontology annotation, biological process: amino acid transmembrane transport. NCBI's taxonomy places the organism in Eukaryota, Fungi, Ascomycota, Dothideomycetes, Pleosporales, Didymellaceae. The record is from RefSeq and is a predicted model, not a curated record. The coding region runs from base 332 to 1855 and encodes 507 amino acids. Gene Ontology annotation, molecular function: amino acid transmembrane transporter activity. Gene Ontology annotation, cellular component: vacuolar membrane.